Molecule: messenger RNA, 762 nt
Organism: Salvia splendens (bonfire salvia)
Lineage: Eukaryota; Viridiplantae; Streptophyta; Magnoliopsida; Lamiales; Lamiaceae
Exons: 5
Coding region: 1-762 (253 amino acids)
Source: RefSeq, a predicted model, not a curated record
AUGGAUUCUUCAUCUUAUUCCGAGUCGACGUUAACGAAUGGUGAAGGAUCUGUUAUUCCAAUUUGCAACGCUGAGUUGAGGCCUUAUGAAGGUCAAAAAUUUUCUUCACUUGAGGAGGGAAUUUUCUUUUAUAAAAAACAAGGUUUUCAUACAGUUGAUCCGUUGGAUGUUGAUGUAAGUAUAUCUGAGGAUGUGAACGUGUUAGAUGAUGAUGAAGUAACUUCAAAGAAGAAACGCAGACGUGGCACAAAAAGUAUGAAUGAUGUUCAUCACAAGUUUGUUGAAGAUUGCACCAAAGCUAACAUCGGUCAUACUUCAACUUUCAACUUAUUAAAGGAGUUUUUUGGUGGUUAUGAUGUUGUUGGGUGUUCUAACGACGAUGACAAGCUACAGAUUGGUAACAAGUGUCAUGGACGUUACUUUGGUCUAUAUCAACGCGCUUUUAAGAAUAAAAAUCAUCUGACUGCAUUAGAUAAUUUGCUUGCGGGUAUUGGUCCUCAAAUUUUUACUGAUGACACUACUGGAUCUUCAUCAGUUGAUGAAAAUGAUUCCAUCAAAAACAUAUAUAGUAUUGUUGUACCUGAAGAAAUAACUGCACAUGCUCCAGAUGUGGUUAUUACAAAGGGAGGUGCAAGUGACAAGAAAAGCAGGAUUAAGUCAAGCAUAGAGAAAGCAAUUGAAAAAGCAAGUAAACUUCAUAGGCGUUGUGGAAAGUGUUAUAAAGUGACUGAUCAUAAUGCUAGGAGUUGUGGCAGAAAGUAG